UUUUUUUUUUUUAAACACAAGAGAAAAAGAGGACUUGUUCUUCAGCAAGUUGUGAAAGUAAAUCCAUAGUCUUUUAUAUUCAGGAGUUUGGAGACCCAGGGACACCGUACACAGUGUUUCUGCAAGCAACACAGGAGAACUGUGUGAGGCAGCUGAAUUGUGUGAGGCAGCUUCUGCUCCUGCCUGGUGCUUGCUGGGAGGUACCCAGGUCUCACUGGGUUUGAAAUUGUUCUCGCUCUCUACCCUAAGCCGCAGAAGCCAUGGAUCACCCAGCGAAGCGGAGAACACCACCACUCGAGCACCUGUAUCUCAAGCUCUUUCAGCUCCUGAUGCUAGCAAGUCUUUUUUACUUCUGUUCAGGCAUCAUCCAGGUGAACAAGACGGUGAAAGAAGUAGCAGUACUAUCUUGUAAUUACAACAUUUCCACUGAAGAACUGACAGAAGUUCGAAUCUAUUGGCAAAAGGAUGAUGAAAUGGUCGUGGCCAUCAUGUCUGGAAAACAGCAAGUGUGGCCCAAGUAUAAGAAUCGCACCUUCACUGACUUCACCAAGAACCUCUCCAUUGUGAUCCUGGCUCUGCGCCUGUCAGACAAUGGCAAAUACACCUGCAUCGUUCAAAAGCCCGAAAAAGGGUCUUACAAAGUGCAACACAUGACUUCAGUGAUGUUAUUGGUCAGAGCUGACUUCCCUGUCCCUACUAUAACUGACCUUGGAACUCCAUCACGUAACAUCAGAAGGAUAAUGUGUUCAACCUCUGGAGGUUUUCCAAAGCCUCACCUCUCCUGGUUGGAACAUGAAGAAGAAUUAAAUGCAAUCAACACAACAGUUUCCCAAGAUCCUGAAACUGAGCUCUACACUAUUAGCAGUGAACUCGAUUUCAAUAUAACCAACAACCAUAGCUUUGUGUGUCUUGUCAAGUAUGGAGACUUAACAGUAUCUCAGAUCUUCAACUGGCAAAAAUUUGAGCCACCCCGUACUGAUAAUCCAGUCCAGCUCUGGGUCAUCUUAAUCUCAGUAGUAAGUGGGAUUAUUGCGAUCAUUGCCGUUAUAGGAAGCUGCCUAACCUACAGACUUGCUGCAAGGUGGAGAUGGGAAAAGAGGAAUGAGGAAGGCGUGGACAUGGAAAAGAUCUCACCUAUCUACAUAGGAUCUGCCCAAACAUCUGUAUAAGCAGAACAUCUGGAGGUCCCACCUCCAUCUUAGGUUGACCUCUUCUUUGAAUUUCUUCAGAUGGCCAGGAUUAUCCUAGGAUUAUUCUCUAGGAGCCUCUUCCUUUCAGUGGCCCUGCAAAAAGUGACCAGAGGAAUAUGGUGGGGACAUAAGUAGCUCUGGUAACCUUGGUCAAAGAAUUUAGAAACAAAGAAUUGUUCAGGCCUGGAAGAGACAUUCGAAAACACUUGUCUCAUUAAUGACAAGGAAAUCAAGGCCCAGGGGGUGACCUGGAUAAAGGCCUGAGCCAGAAUCCAGAUUUCUUAUCUCUGGUGCUCUUUUCCAUUAGUCUGGCUCUGUGCUAUUAACCGGUGUGUUUAUAUAUACACACAUCAGUCAAAAUGCUUCUGGAAAAAGAAUUUGUCCAAUGUCAGGUCAACUUUUUAGACUUGAUCAGAUACAACACUGGAGCAUUUUGUGUUGUUAUAAAAAGGAACCUGAUGUUAAUGUGUGAGUAGUAUGCUGGUACAUAUACCAGUGUGAGGAUGAUGGAAACAUUACUGGUGUUAACCAAUAUUUCAUUUUUCAUUGUGCUCUCCCACUUCUCCAUCAGGUUCUGAAGAAAGUAGAUUUAUCCCAAACUAAUAUCCUCUGACAUGUAAGAUCAAUGACUUAUACACCUCAGAGCAAUAGGUUGGAGAGGGAUAGGUUGGUUUAGAGAGUCACAUCCCACUGGUUCAUAUUGGACUGAUAAUCUCUUUAAAUGGCUUUAUGCUAGUUUAACCUCAUUUGUAAAAUAUGAGAAAGUUCUCAUUUAAAAUGAGAUAGGUUUUUAUUGUGUAUUACUAACAGUAAGCUGUCUUUAGAAAUCGAUCGGAGUAAUGAAAAUAGCAUUCCAUAGGCCUUCCUUAGAUCCCUAAAGUGGCUGACUGCUGUUCCUGUGUUACUUGCUCAUGACUCCUCUUUCUCUGAAGUUGUCUUCCACAACUCAGUGGACCAGAAGGUGGAUCUGACUUAAGUGGGAGCAAUCAGACAUUCUCACUGGAAAAUCUGACGUUGGACAGCAAAUUGACCAAGUUUCUCACAUGUGGCUGGGUCUAAAACAUUUAAUUUUGGUAGCUAUAAUGGGACCAGAUUAUGCUAGAGUCUGAAGCACACUUUUAAAUGGUUACUCUCAGAACAAAAUCACUGAGGGAAAUAAAUAAUUUAAAGCAAAGACAAGAAUUUAAAGCAAACAAAAAAAAAAUAGGAAUUGCUAUAUCUAGUUAAGAUUAAUAAUCCUUAGACAUGAUCAAAAGGAGACCUCAAGAAGUAGUUACAAGCGAGGACACACCUAAGAGACAGCUUAUUUAUACUUAAAUUAUAUUACAUUACUUAUUACAUUUGAUAAAU
This is a messenger RNA of Enhydra lutris kenyoni (northern sea otter), 2540 nucleotides long. RefSeq names its product CD80 molecule. The transcript is spliced from 7 exons. Gene Ontology annotation, cellular component: external side of plasma membrane. Gene Ontology annotation, biological process: positive regulation of T cell proliferation; T cell costimulation; cell surface receptor signaling pathway. The record is from RefSeq and is a predicted model, not a curated record. NCBI's taxonomy places the organism in Eukaryota, Metazoa, Chordata, Mammalia, Carnivora, Mustelidae. Gene Ontology annotation, molecular function: coreceptor activity. Bases 261 to 1169 code for a protein of 302 amino acids.